Messenger RNA from Caenorhabditis sp. 36 PRJEB53466, 1322 nucleotides. The record is from the annotation of a GenBank genome assembly. Lineage: Eukaryota; Metazoa; Nematoda; Chromadorea; Rhabditida; Rhabditidae.
AUGCGACACCGCUCGGAAAAGAAGAAGAAGCGGAGCGAGAAUCCGAAGGUCUCUCUCUCUCGGUUCCCGGUUCCCCUCCCUCAUUCCGUGUCGUUCAGGUGAGCGUACGAGUGAGUGUCCGUCCUUUGCGUGCCAAUUGGAAGCCGGUGAAACAAGUCGAGUGCGACGGACCCGUCCACACUCCGAGCCCCGCUCAAGACCAACUCGACAGCAAUGUGUGGAAGACGAAGAACGUGCGAACCGAGUAUUUGGAAGGUAAGAAGAUCGUGGUGACCGAGUCGGAGCCGCCGACUCCGGACGAAUGGUCGGAAGAGACGGAGAAGAGCUCCGAGUGUUCGUGCAAACAGAAGAUGACGGGGAAGACGGGUCUCGUGGCUCGGUGCGAUUGUCCAAAGUGUGAGCGCGCCGAUCAAACGCCCACUUCUAUGGAACUGUCGCCGAAAGAAACGAUCCCAGCGAUCCAGGAAGAGGAAGAGGUUGCGGAAAAGAAGAAAAUGGAGAAGAAGAGCGAGACAAAGGUCAAGAGAAACAAGUGAUCCAUCCGAUCUUCGUGUCUGAUUUGAGUACUGAAACUUCCAGAAAGACCUCUAUCCGUCGCACCAAAUCGAUGCCGCCGCCGCCGCCGCCCGUUCCUCCCAAUUCCGUGGCUUCUCGUGACAGUCAGCGGAAAUGGAGCAAGCUUUACAAGGAAGCCCAUCAUCCGAGCAAGAUGAUCGACUUGAAAAAGGUUCCCUCAUCGUCUCAAUGCCACGUAGAUCCCGUUUUCUCUUCAGAUCCCUUCCAUUCCAGGUCAGAUCGGAAUGUCCGAGCUCGAGCCGGAAGAAGUCGUUCCUCAGCACGAACCGCUCCUUCCGUCCUCUGCGAGCUUCUUCCACUCUUCUCCCCAAGUUCUCAAUCCACCGCCCGUCUCGCCGCUGUCCAUUUCUCUCCGUUCCUUUAACAAUCAGCCGCCGCUCGUGCCGCAGCUUCCGGUGCACGUGGAACCGCCCAAUGUGCAGGCACUGCCAGGCGAUCCCCUGGUGGUGAGCAAGACGCUGAGCACCAAUCCGCCCACGACUACCGAGCCGCCGCCAAAGGCGAAGCUGUCCGGAAGUCGUCAAUCGGUAAAGGCGAGAGUGAGGAAGUGCUCCUCGAACUCGUCCAACUGCAUCGUGAUGGUGCCGCCGGCUCCGGAGCUCCACGCCAGGACCCCGAUCUUCCGUAAGAUGGAGGAGUUGUUCUACGGCCAGGAGACCAGUUGGUGGCUCCUCGUGGCCCUCGUCACGCUCUCAAUCUUUGCCUACCGCUCUUCGAUCGAACAACACACGUGCUACUACGACUGA